Molecule: messenger RNA, 1618 nt
Organism: Scomber japonicus (chub mackerel)
Lineage: Eukaryota; Metazoa; Chordata; Actinopteri; Scombriformes; Scombridae
Gene: mrps5
Product: mitochondrial ribosomal protein S5
Exons: 12
Coding region: 31-1248 (405 amino acids)
Biological process (GO): translation
Cellular component (GO): ribosome
Molecular function (GO): structural constituent of ribosome; RNA binding
Source: RefSeq, a predicted model, not a curated record
UCAAGGACCCCUCUCAGUCAGGAUCCCAACAUGGCGGCGUCUGUCAGGUUGUGCUGUGCCCUCCGCAUCACAGUCAGAGGUGCAGCACCACUGCGCACCAUAGGAGGAGCAGGUCAAGUGUCCCAGUGGGCCAGUCGAGCCUCUGUUACCUCUCUCCAAAGAAACCCGGCGCUUCCACUGAUCCCUGCACCAGCGUGGCAGCAAACUAGACAUGGCAGCUUCUUUAACAAGUUGACAGCUGAGCAGUUGUGGAAAGGAGUGAUGGCAGAGACGGGGGCCGGAGCCAGGAAGGGCAGAGGGAAGAGAACCAAACGUAAAAUGAGGAAAGACCUGAACCGAGGACAGAUCAUUGGAGAAGGUCGUGGUGGUUUUCUGUGGCCUGGUCUAAAUACUCCGGUGCUGAAGGACGGGAAUCUGCAGGCCAUUGGUCGGAGAGGCGAGAGCGAGCAGCUGGAGGUGCAAGCUGAACUAGUGCGUCAGAGGGACGAGUGGGAGAAGAGGAGGAAGAUGAGGGUGAAGAGGGAGAGAGGAUGGACAGGACACACUUGGGGGGGUGUCAGUCUGGGCCACCCUGAUCCUGGACCCAAUGGAGAAACCUAUGAAGAAUUUGAGUCACGUGUUAUUGAGUUGAAGAACGUGUUCAACAUGACGGCCAAGGAGGGCAGGAAGAGGUCCGUCAGCUGCCUGGUCGCUGUGGGAAACGGCAACGGAGCAGCAGGUUUCGCUUUGGGUAAAGCAGCAGACAGACAGACAGCUAUGAGGAAGGCCAAGAACAGAGCCAUCCACUACUUGUACUACAUAGAGAGAUACAACAACCACACCAUUUUUCAUGACAUUGAAUCCAGGUUCAAAAGAACAACUCUUCGCAUGAAGAAACAAAACGAAGGUUACGGUCUGCGAUGCCACCGUGCCGUCAUCACUCUGUGCAAGCUGAUCGGCAUGAAGGACAUGUACUGCAAAGUAGAAGGGUCCUGCAAUCUCCACAACAUCACCAGGGCUCUCUUCAAUGGAUUGACCAGUCAGCAAACCCACAUGACACUGGCAGAAAAGAAGCAGCUCCAUGUCGUUGAGUACAGGUCGGAGUGCGGCCCCCUGCCCAUAGUGGUGGGGAGUCCCAAAGAUGGAGUGCGACCCAACCCAGAGCCCGAGGACGAGAUCCCCAACACCCGGCUGAACUGGGGCGACGUUAAAGCCGCACAAGGAACCAAACGCUCCAUCUGGGCGGGCGUCAAACGUACCAUCUGGUAGUGCGGGAGUGGACUGAUGCCUGGGUCGGACCACAGAACAGAUGUUUGGACUGAAGCUUCAGACUUUUAACUCUGGCAAGAAAAGCUGAAAGUAUGGAAGCAGAUCCAUACGUGAAGAGCUCAUUUUCGUGAAGCAGAACGUCAGCUUUUGUUAUUCAUUUUUGAACAUGUGAUUGUUUUGUCAACCGAGAACAAAAGUUACAUGUUUUUCAAACUGAAGAUAUCUCAUUUGAAAACAUCAUUAACAGCCAGUGUUGUAACUCAAACUGUAGAUAUCAAAGUUUCCCUUAUAUCUGUCAGAAAAAAAUCUAUUUCCUCGUCCACAUGGAAUUGUCGCACAAUGUGCACCAUUGAAAUAAAGUAUAAAAUUG